Messenger RNA from Chelmon rostratus (copperband butterflyfish), 1390 nucleotides. It is a transcript of the gene tmem167b, whose product is annotated as transmembrane protein 167B. Bases 130 to 354 code for a protein of 74 amino acids. The record is from RefSeq and is a predicted model, not a curated record. NCBI's taxonomy places the organism in Eukaryota, Metazoa, Chordata, Actinopteri, Chaetodontiformes, Chaetodontidae. The transcript is spliced from 3 exons.
CCGGAAAUGUCAACCGAGUGACUGCGAAGCGAAGUACUCUGAAUUACAUCUCCACUUUGUAAUACAUGAUGGAAUGCUAAUUUAAAGAAGAAACAGUCACAUAAUAUCGUCAAAGAGAAAGCUGUGAAUAUGACAAAUGUUUACUCUUUCGAUGGCAUCCUGGUAUUUGGCCUGCUGUUCAUUUGCACCUGUGCAUACCUCAAAAAGGUGCCUCGCCUCAACAGCUGGCUGCUGUCAGAGAAGAAAGGAGUGUGGGGCGUUUUCUACAAAGCCGCAGUAAUUGGGACACGGCUUCACAUUGCCGUGGCGAUUUCCUGUUUGGCCAUGGCUUUCUACGUUGUCUUCUUGAAAUGAUAAGAGCCAGACUGGACUGGAAAUGACUGGACGGGUGCAGGCUGGGGAUGGACUCAUCUCUGUGUUUAUGUGCUAAUCCUUGUUGUGGGACACCUCUUGGAUUACAUGACUGAUGAAACCCCAUUUGCCCUGCAGACCCAUAUGAACUACUAGCCAGUGCUGCCCCCUUCUGGUGACUGGGUACAAUAAAAAGUCCCUUAAUAAUGUGUGUGCACUACAGACAUAAAGGGUAUCCUGAAUCUCCCCCACAGUUAUUACAGAGGAGAGAGCCUGAUGGGUCACAUGGUAUCAUUCUGUUGUAGGGUACUACUGUUGGUUGUCUCCAUCAACACCCCAUAAAUAUUUAUAUUGAAGGAUGCAGAAGAUUGAAGGGCAGCGUGUGCAUUAUACCUUAUAUGUGUAUACAACCUAAAAUUAGCCUAGCUGUAUAUAUUUGGAAAAAGAUAUGACCAAUUGAGAUUUGUCAGGGGUUAUAUUUGAUCAAACUGAUAAUGAUACAUUCUGCUUGCUCCCAACUGUGCUAUUUUUUUUUUCUAUAUCACUUCUUCUGUUAAGGGUGGAGGGGAAGAUAAAGCUAAUAUAUGAAGAUGUUCUUGUGUACACUAUAUUUUACAUUUUUUUGCAACUUUUCUUAACAGUGCUGUUUUGCAUCUCUGAAACUUUGUUUUAGGUUUGAAAUACACAUUUUGCACAGGUGUAUGUUGUAUUUCCUUUGACAUCUAAUACUAGAUGAUAUGUUUUAAAUGCCACAUAUUGUUCCAAAUUGAACUGUAAGUUGGGCAGGAGUCAUCGUUCCAUCACAGUUUUAGAGUAUCAUAGAAGAGUAACGACUCAACAUAUUGUGAUAAUUAGAUCGCUAUAUCAGACUUGCCUGAAGUUUUAACUGAAAUGCCAAAUAGGGAUGGUGCUUCUCAUACCAUCUUAAUUACAUGCGGUUAUUCUGAGUUUAAUUCCGCCACCUUAUUUUUUAUUUUUUGAAAGAAGAAAUUGUUCUGAGAUGGGAUGCAAUGCAAUUUUGAGUAAAACAUUAAUCAGA